AUGUCGUCCCCUUCGUCCUCUCUGCGUAAGAGAGGCGGAAAGAAGGAGGCAUAUACGGCUCUUCCCUCUGACGAUGGCUCGUUGACUCCCGCGUCGCGCCCGGGGAAGGCCACCAAGCCCCAGUCGGAAUGGGAUUAUUGGCUGGCCAUGAUCGUUCUCACUGUGUUGGCUUUUGCGACUCGUUUCUACCGCAUUGAUUAUCCUAACGAGGUCGUCUUUGACGAGGUUCAUUUUGGAAAGUUUGCCUCAUACUAUUUGCAACGCAUGUACUUCUUCGAUGUCCACCCUCCGUUCGGAAAGCUGCUCUUCGCCUUUAUGGGCUGGUUGGUUGGAUACGAUGGCCACUUCUUCUUCGAGAACAUUGGUGACUCGUACAUUGAGAACAAUGUGCCCUACCUGGCUCUCCGUGCUAUGCCUGCCACUCUUGGCGCCCUGACAAUUCCUGUUGUGUUUUUGACUAUGUGGGAAUCAGGCUACUCGCUGCCGGCCUGUGUGCUGUCUGCUGGUCUUAUGGUCUUUGACAAUGCUCAUGUGGGCGAGGAUCGGCUGAUCCUCCUGGAUUCCACCCUAGUUCUGUCAAUGGCUCUGAGUGUGCUGUGCUAUGUCAAGUUCUACAAGUUGCGACACGAGCCCUUUGGACGCAAGUGGUGGAAGUGGUUGCUUCUGACCGGAUUCUGCAUGAGCUGCGUCAUUUCGACCAAGUACGUUGGCUUCUUCACUUUCGUGACCGUUGGUGCCGCCGUCAUGAUCGACCUGUGGAACCUUUUGGAUAUCAACCGCCCCCAGGGUGCUCUUGAUAUGGUCACUUGGGUCAAGCACUUUGUCGCUCGCGGCGUUGCGCUCGUCGUUAUUCCCUUCUUUUUCUAUCUCUUCUGGUUCCAGGUCCACUUUGCUGUUCUCACCCGGUCUGGACCCGGUGACGAGUUUAUGUCCCCUGAGUUCCAGGAGACAUUGAGCGACAACGCGAUGACCGCCCAGUCCGUCGGUGUCCAAUACUUUGACAGUAUUAGCAUGCGUCACAAGGACACCAAGGUCCUUCUCCACAGCCACUGGGAGACCUACCCGCUGCGAUAUGACGAUGGCCGUAUCUCUAGCCAGGGCCAGCAGGUGACCGGAUACCCCCACAACGACACCAACAACUUCUGGCAGAUUCUGCCCACCAAGCCCCUGCCGGAAGAUGGCAAUCCUGCGAGUGUGCUGAACGGAGACAUCAUCCAGCUCCGUCACGUCGGCACUGACUCUUUCCUCCUGACGCACGACGUCGCCUCACCAUUCUUCCCGACCAACCAGGAAUUCACCACUAUCUCAAAGGAGCUGGCCGCUGGCGAACGCCACAACGACACACUCUUCGAGCUGAAGAUCGAGAAUGGCAAGCCCUCCCAGGAGUUCCGUACUUUUGCCAGCUUGUUCAAACUUAUUCACGUUCCCACUCGGGUGGCUAUGUGGACACACACAACUCCACUUCCCGAUUGGGGUUUCAAGCAAGCUGAGAUCAAUGGUAACAAGAAUAUCCUGCAGUCCAGCAAUGUAUGGUUCGCCGAGACCAUUGACGGGUUGGACCCGGAAAGCCCUCGCCUCGAGCGGCAGGAGCGCAAGCCCAAGUCAAUGUCCUUCCUGCGCAAGUACUUUGAGCUGCAGGGUGCUAUGUUCCACCACAACAACGCUCUCACCAGCAGCCACCCCUAUGCUACCGAGCCCUUCCAGUGGCCAUUCCUGUUGCGCGGUGUGAGCUUCUGGACCAAGAAUGAGACCCGUGAACAGAUCUACUUCCUCGGUAACCCCAUUGGAUGGUGGAUUGCCAGCAGUCUGCUGGCCGUGUUUGCCGGCAUUGUGGGAGCUGACCAGCUUUCCCUCCGCCGUGGUGUUGAUGCGUUGGAAGAAAUCUGGGGUCCUGGCACCCGCUCGCGUCUGUACAACAGCACUGGAUUCCUGUUCCUGUGCUGGGCCGCCCACUACUUCCCCUUCUGGCUGAUGGGCCGUCAGCGCUUCCUGCACCACUACCUGCCCUCUCAUCUAGCUUCAACCAUGGUGACUGGCGCGCUGAUCGAGUUCAUCUUCAACCUGCAGCCCCUCGAUCCCGAGACGGCCGAGGCUCCGGUGGAUGACCCGUCAGGCAAGGCCAAGGGCAAGGUGAGUCGCAGCCUUCGCCGAUUCAUAACAGCGAGGGAGCGCAUGGGUACCCGGUCGCUCGUUGCAGGAUGGGCGGCCACCGCGGUCAUUCUGGGAGCCACCAUCUGGGGCUUCUGUUUCUAUGCACCGCUGACCUACGGCCUUCCCGGUCUGGACGUGGAGGGCGUGAAUGCCCGCAAGUGGUUGAACUACGAUCUCCACUUCGCCAAAUAA
Penicillium cinerascens is the source of this 2343-nucleotide messenger RNA. It is a transcript of the gene pmt4, whose product is annotated as dolichyl-phosphate-mannose-protein mannosyltransferase. NCBI's taxonomy places the organism in Eukaryota, Fungi, Ascomycota, Eurotiomycetes, Eurotiales, Aspergillaceae. The record is from RefSeq and is a predicted model, not a curated record. Gene Ontology annotation, molecular function: dolichyl-phosphate-mannose-protein mannosyltransferase activity. Bases 1 to 2343 code for a protein of 780 amino acids. Gene Ontology annotation, biological process: protein O-linked glycosylation via mannose. The transcript has 3 exons. Gene Ontology annotation, cellular component: endoplasmic reticulum; membrane.